Schistocerca piceifrons (Central American locust) is the source of this 2987-nucleotide messenger RNA. RefSeq names its product homeobox protein OTX1-like. Gene Ontology annotation, molecular function: RNA polymerase II cis-regulatory region sequence-specific DNA binding; DNA-binding transcription factor activity, RNA polymerase II-specific. The record is from RefSeq and is a predicted model, not a curated record. NCBI's taxonomy places the organism in Eukaryota, Metazoa, Arthropoda, Insecta, Orthoptera, Acrididae. The transcript is spliced from 7 exons. Gene Ontology annotation, biological process: regulation of transcription by RNA polymerase II. Bases 55 to 1461 code for a protein of 468 amino acids. Gene Ontology annotation, cellular component: nucleus.
GCGCAGGACCACGUAGCACGCUGCGCCCCUAGCCGCGGCACACAUCAGGUUGUGAUGCAACUCGAGGAACAUCCCACCGUUCGCCUAGAAGUGACGAAAACCCCCUGGUGUAGUCGUCCUGUCGGUGCCUGCAGAGAUUCGGGAGAAUCGCCAAGCCUGCACAAUUUGAAGGGUCGCGAUUUCUCGCGCGCCGUCAUCCACAGGAGCCCAUACGGUAUUAUGAAGGAAAUCUCGACCAUCCAUGCGAGAGGCGGCAUCCGCAUACGCGAGCCGUGGUACGAGAACUCGGCGCGCUGGGACGCCGACCACCACGACCAGGCCAUAGGCAGCGGCGGCUCGUGCGGUGGCGGCGGCGGAGGCGGCGGCGACCUGGAGCUGCCGCGCUACAUGGCGGGCUACCUGAAGUCUGCGCCCGGCGCGCAGUUCCACCCGCCCGUGCCGGGGCUCGCCGGGCCCUUCGGACUGCCGCCCGCGCUCGACGCCGUCCACCCCGCCGUCGCCUUCCCGCAAGGUGUAAACCCUCGGAAGCAGCGUCGGGAGCGCACGACGUUCACGCGCGCCCAGCUGGACGUUUUGGAGGCGCUGUUCGCCAAGACGCGCUACCCGGACAUCUUCAUGAGGGAGGAGGUCGCCCUCAAGAUCAACCUCCCAGAGUCCAGGGUACAGGUGUGGUUCAAGAACCGGCGGGCGAAAUGCAGGCAGCAAUUGCAGCAGCAACAACAACAACAGCAGCAGCAACAACAGCAGCAGCACCAGCAGCAGCCGCCGUCUAGUCUGGCGUCAAAGUCGCAGACGCGCUCCGCCCCCGGUGCCGUGUCCGCCGUCACCCCCAAGAUGAAGACCGCAGCCUCCAAGAGCACGCCGCCGCCUCCCACGGCCGCCGCCCUCUCCAACAGCUCCCCCAAGUGCAAGGUGGAGCCCGGGACGACGACGUUCCCGGCGCUGCCGCUGGCGCUCCCCCAGCCGCAGCCGCAGCCCCAGCAGCCGCAGCCGCAACGGGCGGGCUCUGCCAGCGCGGCUUCGGUGUCUUCGGUGCUGACGACACCCAGCCCGCCUGUGACGCCCGGUUCGGGCUACCAGCACGACGCAGCCCCCAGCACGGCCGCCCCCGGCGCCGCCGCCGCCGCCGCCGCGGCCGCCGCCUCCUCGGCCACGGCCUACAACGGCUUCUGCUGGGGCACGCCCGCCUCCACGUCCUCGACGCACUGCUACUCGCAGACGUACUCGCCCUACUACGGCAACAUGGGCGUCGACUACUUCCCGCCGUCGGCCGGCCACCACCAGUCCAACUACACUUCCGCCCACCACGGCCACAACCACGUCAUGGCGCACAGCUACCACCAUCACCACCACCAGAUGGGAUCGUACGCCGGCGCCCACCACCAGGCCUUCAACACCGCCAGGCACCCGGACUGCUCGCUCGACUACCAGAUCACCCCGGACAAGUACCAGAUGGUCUAACGCUCGUCUCGCUAUUCUGCGUCUCUGGUCUUGACGUGUGUCGAGCCUAAGUGUGUCUGACGCCGCACUCGUGAUUUCAUCGGGUGGCAGAAGGCGUUCUGUGUGGUUUUAGGCUUUCCCGGUUUACCCCUAUCCCUACCCGCGGGUGCCAUCUUAUAAAUGCUGCAGUACUUCCAAAAUCUGAGAUGUAGUCACCCACAGGCAGUGUGUUCCUGUGGAGGAAGGCGACAGGAUAGAUUGCCGAAACACUUUACUAUCUGGUCGUCGCCACCGGGUUAAUACACGAGAGCAGUUCUAAUAGAUAUCGUUCUGGGAGCGUCCUAAAAAACGUUAAGUUGUGGGAUAAUGCAAAGGACACAAACCAAAUGCCGAUUUACCACCACUUCCUAGAAAUGGAUUACACCGUGUCGAUAGCUUCCAUUACCACACAAUGGAAUCUCCACACGAUUUUCACCCCUGCAAAAGUUCUCUGCAGGACUCAGAUGCACAGGUCAUAAGCCCCAGAAAAAACUGUGCUCGGACAUUGUCGUAACGCUGCAGUCGGCAAGAACGAAAUGUCGAGGCGCCACUGACAGAUUUAAAUCCCACACUUCUUCGUGGGGUAGAUUUCCUUUUUGUUACCAGAGCUGGUGCCUGGACUGUACCUUAUUAACGUAAUUUAUUCUGGAGUGAAUUGUGUGUUCUGUUUUUUAAGCAACUGAAGAGCUUUUUAUAUUCACAAAAACGUACCAACGUUUGCUAUGAUGUUUUCGACGCGUGCGAGCGUUAUGUUAAGAAAAAAUGACUCCUUGUCUCACUGACGAGAAAUUAGGUACGAAAUAAACCUACCAGCUACGAGAAGAAAUUUUAGAAUGCAGCGAGUCUGUUCACUAUAACGGUUAAAUUCCGCUGAAAUUUCAUGGAUUUCGCCGUCUAUCAAAGGACCAUCCCAGACCUGUGAUGUGUUAGCCUUCUGGAAGAUCUGCAUUAAAUACAGUUACUAAGAGACUGUGACUCUUGGCAGCUUCAGUGCCUUUUGUACUAUAGGAAGCGCAACUCGCUCUGUUUCCAGCAACUUUUACUUUGUGCGUUUGGUGAGCUGAUGUUCCAGCCAGCAGUGGUCUCCGUGUUUCAAAAAAGGAAGAAAUAAUGGGGAAGAGGUGUUGGUACUGAAUGGCAGUGGAAAACGUCGAGAAACCUGCAGUACACCCUGCCCAUCGUGGACUGGCCACCACUCAACUCACCACCAGCUGUAUUAAGAUUCUCAAAAUUCGAAAUUAAUUACUUUCGAUUUACUUCUGAUUAUCGCUUAGAGGAACUCAAAAGUGCAGUCUUUAAUUACCUCAUUUCAUGUUAUUAGUACUGUCACCUUCUUAACGCUGUUUAAUUAUUUUCAGAAACUUUCUUACUACCUCGCAAUGUCUUUAUCUUCUAAUGGUUGUCUUUGUAAACAAAUUUAAUAAUUCUCAUUGUACAAAAUCGUACAUAUAAUUGUAGAAUUUUCCAAAAAAAAAAGGACGCUAAUGUAAAAAUCAUAGUGAUGUGUU